This is a messenger RNA of Colletotrichum chrysophilum, 2562 nucleotides long. RefSeq lists its product as uncharacterized. The record is from RefSeq and is a predicted model, not a curated record. The transcript has 4 exons. Gene Ontology annotation, molecular function: beta-glucosidase activity. NCBI's taxonomy places the organism in Eukaryota, Fungi, Ascomycota, Sordariomycetes, Glomerellales, Glomerellaceae. The coding region runs from base 1 to 2562 and encodes 853 amino acids. Gene Ontology annotation, biological process: glucan catabolic process.
AUGGCCGGCAUCAAGUCUCUUGCCCUUGUUGCGCUUGCGAGCCAGGUGUCGUGGAGUGAUGCCGCUGCAAUCGAUGUCAGGCAAGUCCCCGCCGGCUAUGUUGCGGCGUCUUACUACCCGGCGCCGUUCGGUGGCUGGACGGCGGACUGGGCGGACAGCUAUGAGAGAGCGAAAGCUCUCGUUGACAGGAUGACGCUGGCUGAGAAGACCAACAUCACUUCUGGCUCCGGCAUUUUCAUGGACUCAGCAACCGGCGUCCGCCAGGCCGACAACGUCACGGUGUUCCCGUCCGGUAUAACCACCGGGGCCACCUGGGACAAGGACUUGAUGUACGCUCGAGGAGUGGCCAUGGGGAAGGAGUUCCGUGGCAAGGGCGCCAACAUAUAUCUUGGACCGAGCGUGGGUCCCAUCGGCCGCAAGCCGAGGGGCGGUCGAAACUGGGAAGGCUUCGGCGCCGACCCCGUCCUGCAGGGCAAAGCCGCUGCGUUGACUAUCAAGGGCGUCCAGGAGCAAGGUGUUAUUGCUACUAUUAAGCAUCUUAUUGGAAACGAGCAGGAAAUGUACCGCAUGUACAAUACGCUCCAGCAGGGCUACAGCUCCAACAUUGACGACCGCACUCUGCAUGAGUUGUACCUUUGGCCAUUUGCAGACGGCAUCCGAGAAGGAGUUGGCGCCGUCAUGACGGCUUACAACGCGGUCAACGGAUCCGCCUGCAGCCAGAACAGCUAUCUGAUCAACGGCAUCCUGAAAGACGAGCUCGGUUUCCAAGGAACUGUGAUGUCUGACUGGUUGGCUCACAUGUCCGGAGUUGACUCUGCUCUCGCUGGUCUCGACCUGAACAUGCCUGGCGACACCCAGAUCCCCCUAUUCGGUUACAGCUACUGGAUGUACGACCUCACGAGGUCGGUGCUCAACGGCUCUGUCCCCAUGAGCCGUCUUAACGACAUGACUACGAGAAUCGUGGCAACCUGGUACCAGAUGGGCCAAGACCAGGGCUUCCCCAAGCUCAACUUCGCCACGGGCACUCGGGAUCGUGAGGGGCCUCUGUAUCCGGGAGCAUGGCCCUUCAGUCCCAGCGGCGUUGUUAAUGAGAUGGUCCCAGUUCAAGAUGACCACUACCUCGUUGCUAGGCAGGUUGCUCAGGAGGCCAUCACUCUGCUCAAGAACGCGGACAGCCUUCUACCCAUCACAACAUCAGCCCCGAUCAAGGUCUUCGGCACUGAUGCCCAGACAAACUCUGACGGACCCAAUGCCUGUGCCGAUAGGAGCUGCAAUAAGGGCACGCUCGGUAUUGGCUGGGGUUCCGGAACCGUCGACUACGUCUACCUGGACGACCCCAUCACUGCGUUCAAGAAGAGAGCCAGCAACGUCACAUUCUACAACACCGACAGCUUCCCGUCAGUCCCUGCGCCCACCGACAACGAUGUCGCAUUUGUCUUCAUCACUUCCGACUCGGGAGAGAACCAGUACGUCGUCGAAGGCAACAACGGUGACCGGAGCUCAUCUGGCCUUGACGCCUGGCACAACGGCAACAAGCUCGUCCAGGACGCCGCCGCCAAGUACAAGAACGUCGUCGUGGUCAUCCACACCGUCGGCCCGAUCGUGGUCGACUCCUGGAUCGAUCUCCCCAGCGUCAAGUCCGUGCUCGUUGCCCACCUCCCCGGCCAGGAGGCUGGCGAGUCGUUGGUGAAUGUCGUCUUUGGUGAAGCUUCUCCCUCCGGCCACUUGCCCUACAGCAUGACGAAGCAGGAGUCUGAUCUCCCCGAUUCCAUAACGAAGCUCACCGGCGGCUCGACCGGCCAGCCUCAGGACACGUACACUGAGGGUCUCUACAUCGACUACCGCUAUCUCAACAAGAACAGCAUCAAGCCGCGCUUCGCCUUCGGCCACGGGCUCAGCUACACCAACUUCUCCUUCACCGACGCAAGUAUCAGCUCCGUCGGAGCCCUCAGCGCCACCCCUCCCGCGCGCCCCGCAAAGGGUGACGUGCUCGUGUACGACGCCCCCAUUCCCGACUGGACCGAGGGCGUCGUUCCCUCCGGCUUCAACAAGAUCUUCCGGUACAUCUACUCCUGGUGCACCGAGGGCGAGGCGAAGCAGGCCGUUGAGGACGCCAAGACCAAGACGUACCCGUACCCUCCGGGCUACAGCACCACCCAAAAGCCCGGCCCCGCCGCUGGCGGUGCCCAGGGCGGCAACCCCGCGCUGUACGACGUGAUGUUCACCGUCUCCGUGAAGGUCACGAACACCGGGUCCAAGUACUCGGGCAAGGCCUCGGCGCAGGCAUACGUGCAGUUCCCCAGCGGCGGCCCCGAGACCCCGGUGAUUCAGCUCAGAGACUUUGAGAAGACCAAGAGCCUGGCGCCUGGUGAGAGCACCACGGUGCAGCUGCAGUUGACGAGGAAGGAUUUGAGCGUGUGGGAUGUGGUCAGCCAGAACUGGGUGAUCCCCAACACCCAGGGCAGGUACAAGAUUUGGGUUGGUGACGCGAGUGACCGCUUGUUUUUGGCGUGUUAUACCGACUCCAAGUCGUGCGAGGGAGGUCUCACUAGUCCUGUCUAA